AUGAAGGAAGUGCUGCUGAGUAGAGCAGCAGAAACUGUUAGCUGCUAGUUGAAGAGAUGUUUUGAACGUGGCUUCAAACGUAGAGGACUUAUUCUUCCCUCAUUCAUCCGAUGUGUGAACGCAGCUAUUUUGGAGAUUGUCAUCCAUUCCUUGUGCUGACCAGGCGAAAAACAGCUGCAUCAUGGAGCACAUCCGCACACCAAAGGUAGAACAAGUGAAGCUGCUGGAUCGCUUUAGCAACAAGUCUGUCACAGGAACCCUGCAUCUGACUGCCACUCAUCUGAUCUUUGUGGAGAGUAAUUCAGCCAGUGCCCAGGAGAUAUGGAUCCUGCAUCAUCACAUCGCCUCCGUGGAGAAACUGUCGCUCACAACCAGUGGCUGCCCGCUCCUCAUUCAGUGCCGGAACUUCCGGGUUGUCCACUUUGUGAUUCCCAGAGAGCGUGACUGCCAUGACAUCUACAGCUCUCUGCUCAGGCUACUGAGACCAGUGUCCUAUGAUGAGCUGUACGCGUUCUCCUACAACCCAAAGCAGAAUGACCAACAGAGAGAGGAGGGGUGGCAACUCAUAGACCUCGCAGCUGAGUUUGAACGGAUGGGUGUGCCAUGUGACCAGUGGCAAAUGACCGAUGUUAACAGGGAGUACAAGGUGUGUAAGACAUAUCCAAGAGACUUAUACGUACCCAUUACGGCCAGUAAACCCAUCAUUGUCGGAAGCUCCAAGUUCAGAAGCAAAGGCCGUUUUCCUGUUCUUACAUACUUCUACCAGGAGAAGAAGGCGGCAGUGUGUCGGUGCAGUCAGCCUCUCUCUGGCUUCAGCGCUCGCUGUUUGGAAGACGAGCACAUGCUUCAGGCCAUCAGCAAGGCCAAUCACAACAGCCGAUAUAUAUACGUGAUGGACACGCGGCCUAAGUUAAACGCAUUGGCGAAUCGUGCGGCAGGGAAAGGCUAUGAGAAUGAAGAUAACUACUCUAAUAUCCGCUUCCAGUUUGUGGGCAUUGAGAACAUCCAUGUGAUGAGGGGAAGUUUGCAGAAGCUUCUGGAAGUGGUGGGAACGCGCUCCCUUUCAAUGCCAGAUUUCCUAGUCGGACUGGAAAACAGCGGAUGGUUGCGUCAUAUCAAAGCCAUAAUGGAUGCAGCAAUAUUCCUUGCCAAGGCUGUGACUGUGGAAGGUGCUAGUGUCCUAGUGCACUGCUCUGAUGGAUGGGAUCGGACAGCUCAGGUCUGCGCUCUAGGCUCUCUACUGAUGGAUCCGAACUAUCGCACCAUUAAAGGUUUCAUGGUACUUAUUGAAAAAGACUGGAUUUCCUUUGGACAUAAGUUCGCAGACAGGUGCGAUCAAUUGUACACCGACCCUAAAGAGGUGUCGCCCAUAUUCACGCAGUUCCUGGAGUGCGUAUGGCAGCUGACUGAACAGUUUCCUCAGGCUUUCGAGUUCAGUGAGUGGUUCCUCAUUCAGAUCCAUGAGCACAUCCAUUCCUGCCAGUUUGGCAACUUCCUGGGCAACAGCCAACGACAGAGAGAGGACCUUCAGUUGAAGGAGAGGACAUAUUCAUUAUGGGCUCACCUGCUGAGUGAAAAGCAGCUCUACUUGAACCCACUGUACAGCCCAAGCUUUGUAGAAUCACACCCGGUUUUGGAACCAUCCACCCAAGCCUACCACUUCAAGUUCUGGAGAAACAUGUACCAUCAGUAUGACCGUUCCAUGCACCCUCGGCAGUCCAUUCUCAAACAAGUCCUCACCUUGAAAGAAAGCAACCGAGAGCUUGAGGCCACAGUGCAAGCCCUGAAGACUAAGCUGCAGAAGUUCGGGGUGAGCACGUCUCCACUGAAGCCCAAAACACCCCCAACCGAGCGCAGUCUCCCUCUCCGGCCUCAGUCCCUUAUCCUGGGAGCUCCUCUUCUCAGUCGGAAGGAAGUACAGCAGGAGGAAGACGAGGAGGUGUUUGGAGAGGAGGCUCUGGAGGAUCCUCCGGCCAGUACUGGAGGAGAACGGACUGUAGAGGGCAGCAGUGCCACAGAGAAUGGUUAUGGAGAUCUGCCAGGGUCGUUCGGUCCCAAGAAUGAGCCAACCGUUGUCACCUUGGAGUUUGGAGUGGCCAGAAUGACCUGCUAAGAACACUUGAGGACUUGAUUUUUUGAGAAUUAAGGAAUUAAGCAGGAUAAUAUAAUAUUUGUAUAUUCAGUACUGAGAAAGAUGAAGUAUGUUUGCUGAUGCGUGUGUGUGUGUGUGUGUGUGUGUGUGUGUGUGAGAGAGUGU
Molecule: messenger RNA, 2257 nt
Organism: Rhinichthys klamathensis goyatoka
Lineage: Eukaryota; Metazoa; Chordata; Actinopteri; Cypriniformes; Leuciscidae
Gene: mtmr6
Product: myotubularin related protein 6
Exons: 14
Coding region: 182-2113 (643 amino acids)
Biological process (GO): dephosphorylation
Cellular component (GO): nuclear envelope
Molecular function (GO): phosphatidylinositol-3,5-bisphosphate phosphatase activity
Source: RefSeq, a predicted model, not a curated record